UGGUCGCAAGAACAAAUCAAAAUGGAAAAUUCCUUCGACUGGGAGCAAAUUCUGAGCCAGGUUUGGCAAGCAGACAUCAGAAGUAUGAAAGGAGCUGUUUCACUUUCAAAUGCAAGUCGGGUCUCUGGAUGCACUAACUUGUCGGCGUGGAGUGAUAUCGUCAUCAGUAAGUUCAUCGAAGAAUUCACAAACAAGAAAGGGAUAAAUGGGAAAUCAGAGGAGCAGAGCUCAGCAUUGAGACAGAAAGGGAACUGGUUCUUCCAGAAAGAGAUGUACAGUGAUGCGCUAUCAUGCUAUACACAGAGUGUAAUGAUGGCUCCUGAUGAUUGGUCUUCUAUUCCAACGAAUGAUGCCUCUCCAUGUUUAGCGACAGCUCUUGGAAACCGCUCUGCAGCCCUGUAUCAUCUCGGCCACUAUGAGCUUGCCAUGGAAGAUUGCCAGAGGGCCGUUAAUUGUGGAUAUCUGAGGACGUCAUUGUAUAAAGUACUGCAACGGAAGGGACAGUGCCUACUAGCAUUGGGACACCCCAGCCAGGCUACGGAGGCUUUCACAGAAGCAAUCCUGUCGUUAGAUGAAGCAGAUGGCAUGGAUCCAAAGAGAAAAUCUUUGCUGAAGCUGGAUCUGGAUAAACUUGUACACCAGACUUCACAGUCCAGCGAGAACCUACCACCAGUCAUUAACAUAAAUCAGUCAGUGGAAGAAACUCUGACUUGCCCAUCAGACAAUCUCGCCAAUGCAUCCAGAACCUUAGACCUACAGCAUUCUGCAGACCGGGGCAGGUACUUGGUGGCUGAAGUACCAGUGAGUGCAGGAGAACUACUUAUCAAGGAGGUACCGUAUGCCGUGUUGUUAUUACCAGAGUAUCACAGCACACACUGCCAUCAAUGCUGUAGGAAGACAGUCAACCCUGUACCUUGCCCAGACUGUAUAUAUGUCCAGUAUUGUAGUGACCAGUGUCUCCUCACUGCCCAGGAGUUUCACCAUUGGCUGGAGUGUGGUCAUUAUAACAACCUCAAGACACUUGGCACGGAAGCAUGGCUCAGCCUCCGGAUGCUCCUCAAAGCAAAAUGCUGGUGCAGUAUCAAGUCUGUAACACAAGCCUCAACAUCAACGACAAGAAGCAACAGCUGGCAGCACUGUGGUCACGCUUCUUCCACCGAAACCCUCCCCUUGAGUGGAAUGGACAGUGAUAUGAAAGACUCAACCGUUCACAAUGUGCCUCACGUCCAUGACGGUGCCCCACACCUCAAAGGUGUAACCUCAAACAGUGACAGCUCCUCAAACUUCAGUACCACCCACCUCGGUAGAGAGAGCCUGACGGAAUGCUCCUCCUCAUUCGGAGGUGGAGUCAACUCUGUAAGAAUACCCAAAACUGGUGGGUAUAAUGAGGCACCGGGGGUACAGUACCCCGCUCAGGGUACAUGUACCUCUCCCCAGGGUUGUGGUAGAGACGGCUGCUAUCGUAAUGACUACGAGGCUGUGUAUCACCUCAUGCCUCACACUGAGAAUCACACUCCACAAGAACUCUUCAAUAUGACCAUGACAGCCAUCCUGCUGUCUAAGUGCAUCAAAUCACAGCUACAAAGCGUCCCACAAUGGAGGCACUCUGUAGAAUGCAGCACCCAGUGCUGUACACCACGCCGCACCACAGAUGCUGUAUCACCACAGCUUAGUCACAAGACAAAACAAGACAUUGCAAAUCACACACAGCCAGAGUUGUGUGAAAACGCCAUGGGAGUCGAGUCAGGCAUCGACCAACCACUAGAAACACAGGAUGUACAUUUUGGGUGUGGCUCGAGAUUUGACUCGAGCUUGGAACAGAUGGACAAUUCUAAGAACUGCUGCUGCUCGCCUGUUGAUGAAGUUGUCGCUGUGCUUCUGCUGCGGCACAUACAGCAACUGAAGUGCAAUGCUCACGCUGUGACAGCAAUCCACACCUCAGCCAAUGAAAAUCCUCUCAACAACCGACAUUCAAGGUCACCCACUUCUAACAACUUUGACAGUACGGCUCUGAUGGGUCAGAGGAUAAAGGACGACACACCAGUAGACACAAGGGUGGACAGACAGGGUUCUAAUUCCAUAGACCCAGUGGUUGACACCACCAGACAAGUCCGAGUAGCUACUGCAGUGUACCCUACUGCCAGUCUGCUCAACCAUGCAUGUGAACCCAACAUUAUUGCAAGUUUUGAUGGUGCUGUGUUGAGUAUUAGAGCCAUUCGGAAUAUUGAAGCUGGAGAGGAGAUGCUACAUUGUUAUGGUCCUCAUGCCAAACACAUGAGCAAGGAAGACCGACAGAGAGCUCUGCAGGAGCAAUACUUUUUCACCUGCUCAUGUGAUGCAUGUAAAUUAGCAACAGGUGACGAAAUGGAGACUUGUGAUUGGUCCAACGCGUAUAAGUGUUUCAAGUGUUCCCAGCCUCUGAUGAUAAAGAAAGGACACAAGAAAGUCGGUUUGUGUUUCAACCAGAAAUGCAAAAAUACACAGAACUUAGCAAAGUUGUCCAAGGAGAAGGAAAGAGCAUCCAAUUUGUUUAAACUCUCUCAACAUUUUAUGGAAUGCAAACAUAUCGAAGAGUGCCUUGGAAUUCUGCAUCAAUGUUACAACAUCCAACGAGAGAUUUUAUAUCAACACCACAAAGCCCUGGCUGAGUCUCAAGAUUGCUUGGCCAAAUGCUACGCUCAGAUAGGAGAUUUCAAGCAGUCAGGGAAGUUUCUGAAGCUGAGUGUAGCUACAGUUGAGAAGCAGUUUGGAUCAGACAGCAUUGAGCUCGCCAAUGAACUGCAGAAACUCUCACAGGUUUUAUUCAAUGCAGGUGAGGUACAAGACACGCUAUCUGUGAUUGAUCCAGCCAUCAAGCUACUGACCUUACACUAUGGAGCCAACCAUCACGACGUUCAGGAAUUAACACAAAUGAGAUCGUGUUUAAUCUCACUGUAGUUCAAGUUCAAGUCUUGAGUCACUUAGUUGGAGUGAGUCUGAGUCUGAGUCACUUUGGCCGAGUCCAAGUCAAAGUCACAAGUUGCUUGGUGGGACUCCAAGCCUCAUCACUUGGGUAGAGUCCGAGUCUCAAGACACUUCCAAGUCUUGAGUCACUUAGUUGGAGUCACUUUGGCUGAGUCAAAGUCAAAAUCACGAGCUGCUUGUUGCAACUCCGAGCCUCAGUCUAAAGUAAAGUCACUUGGGUUGAGUCAAAGUCCGAGUCUCAAGUCACUCAAACCAAGUUCAAUUCUUGAGACACUUAGUUAGAGUCACAGUCACUUUGGCUGAAUCAAGUCGUUAUGAGUGAGUUGAGUGCAAGCUCGAGUCUCUAGUCACAUGAAUCUGCAUUUUAGUCACAAGUCAUGAGUCACUUGUCACCAGAAAAACAAUGAAACUGUACAUCGCUAGGAUGAAACACUUCUAAUUAAUAACCAAUGAAUGAGAAAUGACACAAACAAAACUUCACAUUUGAUUUUAAUUCUGUAACCUAAAUGUUAUGCAUGUUUGCUGCAGUAGAUUUGUCCUUGCCCUGAUUACGAUAAAAAGGGAAUUAUCUGUUUAUCUAUUUAAUAGAAGUUUGGUCAAAGGUACUUGUGGGAGAAAAGUGCAGCCAGACUCGUUUUCAGGUAUAAGGGCUGAAUGAAUAUGAAGUUUGUUUAGUCACCAAUUAUCCUAGGAAACUGUCCAUCUGACAUAUUGUAAAUUUCCAGAAGAUUUCUGUCCAUUUCACUGCUUCUGUUACACUAGAGGAAAAUGAAAUGUAGCAUUUUAAUGAAAAACUAGGUAUAAAUAAAUAUCGUUGCAUUAACUAGUUCACCAGAUGCACUAGUAGGCCUAUACCUGUUUAUCUGUGUCAUGUUUUCAUUUUGCCUUCAUGAAAGACUCUGCUAAGGUUGAAAAGUUAUUCCAUUAACUUUCUUUUGCAUUAAUACCAAAAGUCCUUUUGGGUGGUAAAACUGUUUCAACAUCUAUUUUUUUUUCUUUCAAGAAGUUUGUGUGUUAAAUUCAAUCUUACAACGGCUGCACUGAAAGUAAAGUAAUACGCAUCAUACUUUUAUACAUUGUUACUCAAACAUUUUUAGCACCACUUUCUACCCAUUUUGUAUGCUGUUUCGUAAUGAUGUCUUAUUACACAAUGCAGAUGAUAUUAAUACACUGUUUUUUCAAAAUCAUGUUUUGCGAUCUUUUUAUAUACAAAUUGGAUAAUCACUGUUAAUAUGUAACCACUGCCAAUGUAACCACAUACCACUAGUUUCAGGAGCAGGCCAGUGUGCUUUGUUUUUGAAAGGGCAAGGGCGCCCUAUGAGGAAAUUGUACAUUUCUACUGGAGCAUUUCAAGGGCUAG
Asterias rubens (European starfish) is the source of this 4324-nucleotide messenger RNA. Its product is annotated as SET and MYND domain-containing protein 4-like. The transcript has 18 exons. The record is from RefSeq and is a predicted model, not a curated record. Lineage: Eukaryota; Metazoa; Echinodermata; Asteroidea; Forcipulatida; Asteriidae. Gene Ontology annotation, molecular function: protein binding. Bases 22 to 2937 code for a protein of 971 amino acids.